CAUUUCCAACAACUUAAAAAAAACCCGUCCAAAUUUCAGUAAUUUGGAUUAAAAAAAAAACCUUGCCACAUUCAUUCACAUUCAUUUCCAACAAUUUCUUGUAUUGCUGCCUCUGCCCAACAGUCUGCAAUUAAUUACAUUCUCUAAAGAUGCUUAUUUUGCAUUUAUUACAAGCUACACAACCCUCUUUCAACAAUUUCUAGGGUUUAUUGCAGGCUUCAAUGGCGUCUUCUUCUUCCUCAUCAAAAACUUCUUGCUUUCAGUGUCAUGAUUCCACCGUCAAUUGCUUCCGAAACGGAUGGAGACUCCGUAACGGCGAACGCGCUCACCUUUGCUAUCGCUGCGCAUGUGUUUAUGAGGAUGGAAGGUUCUGUGAAACAUUUCAUUCAAACGAUGAUGGUUGGAGAGACUGCGAAUCUUGUGGGAAGCUGGUUCAUUGUGGAUGUGUUGUGUCAUUCAAUCAAUAUUUUCUGCUGGAUUUUGGUGGUGUGAUCUGCAUGGAAUGUUCUAAGAAAAACCUCAUUCUGGCACGAAAUCGGCGGUAUGCACGUGAAUUUCAAACGGAUCCCGUAGAUUUUCCAGAUCUUGCCAAGAAAGUACAAAGUGACUCAGACAUACAAUGCAUCCCGAGGACCAACAAGUCUGUUCUGAGUCCAUUGUUUGAAAAAUUACUGACUGCUAGCGAUGCUGACAUCAGAACAGGUCGUAUAGUGAUCCCAAAGAAAUACGCUGAGACUUUUUUUCCAGAAAUUUCUGAGCCGAAAGGGUUAAUGAUGAAUAUUCUGGAUAUAGAAAACAAAGAAUGGAAGUUCGCCUUUCGUUAUUGGCCUAAUUGCGGUAGCAGAACGUAUGUUUUAGAAGGCAUCAGAGAAUUUUUGGCUGUAAAGAAAUUGCAAGCAGGUGAUACAGUGACGUUUUAUCGAGUGGAACCGGGGGGAAAUAUGGCAAUUGGAAUUCGGAAGACUUCUGCUGUGAAGCUGCCUCAUCAAGCAUCCACCUGAUGCUGUGAAACAACAUAACUGCGGGAUGUCUUCUUCACAAAACGAUCUUUCGUACUUGUGUUGUAAACUGGAAAUUUUUGCCCUUCGAAAUUGAUGUGAUUUUUGGAACGAAUUGAAUAUUUAUUCUUAUUUAUUAUAUUUUGAAAAUAGAUUUGAGACUUUGAGGGUUUUUUGCAUUUAUAAAAGUACUUGGUUUAAUA
Helianthus annuus (common sunflower) is the source of this 1201-nucleotide messenger RNA. Its product is annotated as B3 domain-containing transcription factor VAL3. Lineage: Eukaryota; Viridiplantae; Streptophyta; Magnoliopsida; Asterales; Asteraceae. Bases 222 to 1001 code for a protein of 259 amino acids. The record is from RefSeq and is a predicted model, not a curated record. Gene Ontology annotation, molecular function: DNA binding. The transcript is spliced from 8 exons.